AUGUCGCUCAUGGAAGCCUACUGGCAGGAAUCAGAUCUUCCGAACUUUGAUCCGGACUAUGCGGCUAUACUGGCAUCGAAAUUCAGUAUUGAUUUCACACCAACAGGCACAGGCACAGCCGAUGGCACAGCCGAAACAGCGUCGCCACCAGGUCGAAGUCAACUCAACUCAGCCACGUCGACCGUCGAGACCGACUCUGGAGAAGCUACCGGUCUCAAUAGCGGCGCUAAGGCAGGCAUCGGCGUCGGGGUAGCCUUUGGAGUGGUUCUACUUUGCGCUGCUGGUUUCUUUCUUUACCGGAGACGCGUUCAGAAGGUGAAGCUCGAUGGCAAGUCUGCUUUACAGAACGAACAACCUGACCCAGACACCCAAGCUGACGAAGACGAUAGCGGCAUGUUGGCGUCAGACGCGACAGCGAGCGCUUGCAGUUCCAGCUUCAGCACACCCGUCACCGCGCUAUAUCCUUCCAAUGGGUACCCCGCCCUCAUCAGCGAUCCAGCUGGGACAGAGCCAAGAGAGAUAAGUGAGGGAGUUCAGUUAAUGACCCCAAUGAUCGUCUACUGGCAAGAAACGGAUCUUUCACAUUUCGAUCCUGGAUAUGCGGCGACACUAGCUGCAAGACUAGACAUCGACUUCACGCCGACAGCCACGUCCGAAAUGGUGCCCCCGUCAGAUCAGAGUCAAUCCACCUCAGCUACUUCUUCGGCGGACAAUGGUGGCGAAAGGUCAUCCAAACCGGAUCUCAGUAUCGGUGCAAAGGCAGGCAUAGGCGUGGGCGUCGCUAUCGCGGCUGUUCUGAUGGUUGUCGCCGGCCUCGUACUGUACAGGAGAUACGUUCGCAAGAAGGCGACGCUUGGCCCUAAAUCUGCUUUAGAAAACGAACAACCUGAACUCGUUCAGACACGCGCUGCAUAG
This is a messenger RNA of Alternaria triticimaculans, 915 nucleotides long. RefSeq lists its product as uncharacterized. The coding region runs from base 1 to 915 and encodes 304 amino acids. The transcript has 2 exons. NCBI's taxonomy places the organism in Eukaryota, Fungi, Ascomycota, Dothideomycetes, Pleosporales, Pleosporaceae. The record is from RefSeq and is a predicted model, not a curated record.